Molecule: messenger RNA, 9057 nt
Organism: Stegodyphus dumicola
Lineage: Eukaryota; Metazoa; Arthropoda; Arachnida; Araneae; Eresidae
Biological process (GO): intracellular signal transduction
Molecular function (GO): guanyl-nucleotide exchange factor activity; small GTPase binding
Source: RefSeq, a predicted model, not a curated record
UGUUUCAUGCGAUCUGCGAAGUUGUUCCGAAGUGAAGGGUGUCAGUGAGUGAAAUAGUUCAUUUAAAGUGCCUGAGGAUAACAUGUAAUGCGUCUUGUGCUAUUACUUAAAUGUGAAUUGUCAUAAAUAUUAUAAACGUGUUUUGAAUCAGCCAACUGAUAAGAAAAUACACAUUAACCUGUUCGAAUUCUCGAAUAGUUUGUUUGGAUAUGUAUCAGGUUUAUUUUUGCACAAUUUCUUAAAUAUGUUUGUGACAUAUGGCUUUUUUAAUACAACAUUGAAUCAGCUAAGAACCUUAAUUGGCAUUGAGACUUUAGAAUAAGUGGAAUAGACUUUGACUGAUAUCUUUCAUAUUGAAAAUUAUGUUUGUAUUUCUGACUUUUUUCUUCACACAAAGGUAAUUAGAACUUUGAAUGAGAAUGUUGAAUGUCUGUUUACGAUUUGAUCUUCUAGUUACAAUGUGAUUUGUUUUUGAAGAAAUUGUUAUUAUAUCAUGGCCAAAGAUUAUGUCACACAUGGUGACCUAUUUCUGAAAGUGGUUUGUAGUUCAGUGUCGCGGAAUAAUAUUUGUACUCUUUUUACAAUUUCCGGUAAAGAUCAUUCCAAGUCACGCUUCUUCCGGCUUAGAAGCGAGAACUUCGGUAUUAUAGUGUGCUUAACGAAGGAACGUUUUUUGGAUUUUUUUAUCGUCAGCAGGAGAGUAGUGGAGCUAUCGGACGAUGCUUUUUUAUUUUAACGUCUUUCUUCAAAUUCGGCUGUAGACAGUGAAUCUUAAGGAUUAUAUUGAUGGUUUUUAACCGCAUGGAGAAAACACCAGGGAGGAAUUCUGAAAUGUGCCAGUCAUCUACUGAUUUUGUUCCUAAACAAGAAUCUGACGAUGAAUUCAAAUGGGAAGAAUUUUUUGGUACAUCGGUGGACAUAACAUCAACCCUUCUAGAUAUGUUUGACACGAUUGUGGCCAAAAACAGUUCCCAGGAAAGCGGCACAUCCGUUGCUCCCUCUCAACGAACAACGCCACCUAAUUCCACGAACGGCUUGGGCUCCUCUCCUCCACCAUGUGAUCCUGGGGGGAAGGGCAAUGGAUACCAACCGUCCCCGAAGCGCCUUCCCCCUCUUGCGCUUCCCACGUCAGGUCACCGUCCCACUCGACCUUACAGCAAACGCAGCUACUCAGACACCGCUUUUCAGGAGAAGAAACGUCCAUUGAGCAGUAGUUCUGUUUCCUCAUCUUCCAGUUCAUCCUCGUCUUCCUUACCACGGAACUGCCUUGAUGUGAAAAAGUCAUAUUUAGCUAGUAUCGAAUCGUUGGAUGAUGAUGAUUACGAUGAUGACAAUCGAUUCGGCGAGGAUACAUCUAAUCGUUCGGGACCCACGCGUGAUGUUACCAUCGGUGUGGGUUCUAGCACUGCUACAUCAGGGGCGGCCAGUGGCAAGCCACGCUGGUGCGACCCCAAUCUUAGUCAUACGGAUAGGGUGGUUCUAGAAAUUGUCGACACUGAAAAAACCUACGUCAGGGAUUUAAAUGAAAUCAUUGAGGGGUAUCUGAAACACAUUGGUAAUGAUCAGGGUACAAAAGUCAGUCAUCAGUAUUUAAAAGAAUUGUUCAGCAAUGUUGAAGACAUAUAUGUAUUUAACAGCUCAUUUGUGAAUGAAUUGGAAUCUUGCGGGCUGGAUCCCGUUGCUGUAGCUCGAUGUUUUGUUAAAAAUAGUAAUGGCUUUGAAGUUUAUACUCAGUAUUGCACAAAUUAUCCUAGGACUGUGUCUGUAUUGACAGAACUAAUGGGUAAUAGUGAAACUGCUGAGAUAUUUAAGGAACGGCAGAUGGCUUUACAGCACAGUCUUCCCUUAGGAUCUUAUCUCCUUAAGCCAGUUCAAAGGAUUUUGAAAUAUCAUUUAUUGCUACAGAAUAUGGUAAAACAUUCUGACAAAGAAAGUGAUGGUUACUGUGAUGUAAAAAAUGCUCUGUCAGUUAUGACAGGGAUUGCUUAUCAUAUAAAUGAUAUGAAGAGGAAACAUGAGCACGCAGUUCGUGUUCAAGAAAUCCAGAGUUUGCUGUAUGGAUGGGAAGGUCAAGAUUUAACAACAUAUGGUGAACUUGUGGCUGAAGGGGCUUUCAGAAUGUAUCGAGCAAAGGCUUUGAGACAUCUUUUUUUGUUUGAUAAAAUGUUAUUAAUUGCAAAGAAAAAGGAAGAAGGCAUACUUAGCUAUAAAACUCAUAUCAUGUGUUCCAAUUUGAUGCUCAUUGAAAGUAUACAAGGUGAACCUCUCUGUUUUCAUGUCAUACCAUUUGAUAAUCCAAGAUAUCAAUAUACAUUCCAGGCUCGAAAUGUAGAACAGAAACGUGAAUGGUGUCUUCAGUUAAAGCGGGUUAUUCUGGAAAAUUAUAAUGCUGUCAUACCUUCACAUGCUCGGCAGCUAGUGAUGGAACUGGGACAGAGCAAACAAGAGGACUCUGCUCUAGAAAAAAGUACAACUAAACGGCAACUUUCAGCACCUGAAUAUUUAGAGAAAAGAAAACAAGAGAGGAGAAAAUCUGAGUUAAAUUUAAAUCGCACAUUGAAAUUAAAAAAAGGUUUAAAGAAGGCGGAAUCCAGUUUAAAUAAUAAAAAUAAUAUUUCAAAUGGGAGGCGUAAGAGUGCUCACUCUGAUAGUCAUGAAAGUUGGAAUGGCCAUGAUAAAUCUGCAUCUUGGACAAAAAGCCAGGAUGAUAUGAGUCAUAAGCAAAGCUGGUUGCGUGGACGACUCAGCAAUAAAGAAAAUCUAUCUGACUGCUCCUCUAAUAUAAACUCCAGCAUUCCUUUUAAUAGGAGUUCUAGGGUACGUCAUAGCCUACCUGAACCAUCACUAUCUCAGCGCACUACAACGAAGGAACGUAGAUUUCGACCAUCUUGGAGAAACUGGAACAGUGUUCCUGAGGAAACAACUGAUACUGAAAAUGAAGAAUUGGAUGCUAGGAAGCUUUUGGAAUACUGUCCUCCACCUCGUACUUUUCGUGAUAGAACAUAUUCUGAAGCAUCUGAGGAAGCAUUUGACAACAGUGGAGAGUAUGUCACUUUCUUUUAUGCUCAUGCAUAUGCUACAAGGGACAUGCAUAAUGAAAAUACUGAAUUAAGGAUAAAUAGCAAUGACCAUGAAAAGACUAAUUCAGAUCUUGAUGAUAACAAACCUGUUGAUCAUAAACUUAGUGUAUGCAAAAAUUCUGAGUUACCAGCUGAAACAAAAUCUGAUCACCAAAAAGAUCAAGAUUCUGAAAGUGGCAGCUCAGUUAGCUCAUGGAAACAAAAUUCUGCCAUCCGACGUGUUCAGUCAUUUACUGGAAUGGCAAAAGCAAGAGUUGCUUCUCUGCAUCACAAUAUUUCGUUCAGGUAUCAUUCCUCUUCUCACAGUGAGCCAAAAUCAAAAUCGAAACGGUCUUCUGGUUUACCUCCUAGUGGAAUGAGCAUUCUCCCAUCAGAUGUGAAAGAUAUGAGCCCUACUACUCCAGCAACUUGGUUAAAGCAACAAGAGGAACAUCUUGCAGAUGGUGGGAAAAAGAGUGGCUCAUUACCUCGAAGCUUUCAGCUUGCCCCAGAAACUGUAAGUAGCUCUUCAGAAACAAAUCUUGCUGUUGUUUCUGAUGGUAAUACUAGCAGAAUGAGAAUACGUUUAGAUGGACAGCGAUCAUUACAUAGUGAACAGCGACCUUUUACCAUUGCAUCAGAUAAACCAUCACAAGCUGAUUUUGGCGAUGAUUUAGACUAUGUUGUACUUGAUUACUCUCACCUUGUUGGUUCAGAAUAUUUUGUCCCUCGUAAGGAUGGUUAUGAGCAAGAUACCACUACGGGAUGUACUAAUACUCCAGCUGUCAGUAUGGAAAAUGUUCAUUCUAUUCAUCCUGAGCUAAAAAUAUAUCACCAAGCAGCAUCAAAAUAUGCUACUUUGAAACACAUGUUCUCUCAUAUGGGUUCAAAAAUUGCUGGUUUAAAAGCAACAUUAGUUAGUCCAUCAGGUCAUGAACAGACUUCUUCAGAGCAACCACCAAAGGCACCAGGUGGUGAACUAUCUAAGCAUGGUUUUAAACGGUCCAGUAGUCAUUCAAGUAUUAAAAGUGAUAAUGAGUUAAGUCCAAGAUUAUUUACAGCAAAACUUGCCCAUUCUGUAGCAAAAGCAUAUUCCUCUGUCAUGAGGCAUAAAAAGAAACAUGAAAUUAAAAUUACAGAACGAAUGGCUGAAUUGAAGAAUGAGAAAACUACCAUUGGAACUUACAAAUCAGAAAGCUCUUUAAUUGGUGCUAGAAUGGCCCAGCCAUUGGAAUCUGAGUAUAGUGUGCCAAAAUAUAUUCUCCCUCCUAAAACUUUUAAAGAUCUUCGACCAGAUAGCUUAUUCUCUGAAUCUUCCAAUGCUACAUCUUCUAGUGAUGGUGACAAAAAUGGUGCUGUAGAUCCCUGUUAUCAUGGAUCUCAAUUUCCUAAAGCGGAUGAAGGAGAUGACUCAGUAUCAGAAGCCAGUGAUACAUCUGCUGAUAGUUAUUAUGAAAGAACAUUUGAUGCAAUUGAAAAUGCAUUAGCGCAAGAUAUUUAUCGAGACUCUGCUAUUUACAGUGAUCCAGAAGAUGCUGAUUUUAGCGCUGUGGAAAAUCCCAGAGUAAUGUUCAGGUCAAAUGAAUGUGAAUUUCAAAAGCAUGAAGAAAAUAUGUGUAACUAUCAAAAUGGUGAUGUUGAAGCCAACUGUCCUUCAUCUCCUAAAAUUAUGUGUGCACGGCGUGUUAAUCAAGCCAUACUGGAACGGUUACGGAUUUUAGAGGAGAACGUAAAAUUUCAAAACGAGGAAGCAUCAUCAUUAUUAAACAGCUCUAAAUCUAGUACUCAGAAAAGACUUGAUUUAGACAAGUGGGGUAAUUUAGUAUUAAACAAAGAUUUUGAAGAAAGUGAAACUAGUUCUGAACAUUCUGCAUCAACUGUGAACACUGUAAUGGAGUCUGGACACAAGCUGUCUAAACCUAAUGGAAACAUAAGCAAUAGAAAUCCACCAAGAGUUAAAGGUUGGGUAAAACAUGUUGUAGAAAAACUUCAGGGAGAAGGCUGUGCUUAAAAAGUCAAAUUGUAUGGUCAUUUACUGCCAAUAAUUUGUGCCUUUACAUUUGCAGUCAGUGCCAAACAAUGCAUUUAAAAUACACUAAUCAUAAAUGUGAUGAUGAAAAAUAUCUAAAAUUCCAUUUAUGUGAAAUUUCCAUCCAUUUUGUAACUUAACAAAAUUUUAAAUCUGUUAUCUAUGCCUGCAAAUAAAAUUGAUUUAAAUUGAGGCUGUAGAUGUGAAGAAUAAAUUAAAUGUAGAAAAUAUUUAUUUCUUACCUAAAUUUCAUAAAAUGUAAAGUUUAAGUAAAAUUUUGGAACAGAUGAAAGAAAUUAAGUUCUCUUUGUUCACUUCAAAUUAUUUUCAUAUUUGACUGAUGCAAAGCAUGAAAAUUGGUUUUUUUUCUACCUAUGUUUGUUCUGUUUUGUUAGAUUUACACUUCAAACAUUUGUUCGGUAUUAAAAACCUUAAAAAGUUAAUUUUGUAGGCAUCUUGUAUAUCAGCGAAUUCACCAUUAAAGGAAGCAGUUCUUAACUAAAGCAUCCUAAAAGUUUGUAUCCUUGUAUAACUUUUAUGCAGUAAGCAUUUUUUAAAAGCACUUUUAAUAUAAUGCUUUUUACAGUAUUGUGUAAAUUAUACUGAAGAACAAAGUAAAAAUGUGUUCCAAAAAAUUUGUCUCCCAUCCAUCAUUUUAUACCGAAGAAUAAAUGUUUGUUAUUCUUAAGCAAAAACUUUUAUGGUCAUUACAAAAUAAAACACAUACAAUAUAGUUUGCUUUGCCUAUUUGUGUUACAUCAUAAAUUAUUACCAGUUUUUAAAAUUCCAAACAUUAAGUAUGAAUAGAGCUUGAAUUGGUUACUUUUUGUAAUUACAACUUGGCAAAUUAACCUUUUCCUAAUUGGCAAAUUAAUAUCAAUAUUUUUGAGGAUUACAUAGCUUACCUAAUCUAUGCUUCAAUUCUGUACCCAAAUUUUAAAAAUUCAGGUCAUCCAAAGUGUAAUGUAAGAUAUAUGAGAGCUAGCAUAAAUUAGAUUUGUUAUUACAGGCUUCUUUAAAAAAUAUACUUGUUAUCAAACGAAUAUACUUGUUGAUUGGAAAAGCUUAUUGUUAGGAAAAAUCUAGCUUCUGAACAUUGGAGCUAGAAGUUGUUACUAUAGUUAAGAGGUGGAAUGAAACUGGGCUCUAGUUUGCCUGUUAAUAAUAAAUUAAAUGUAUCCUAUCAUUCUUUUGUUAUUUGGGGCAAAAAUAACACAUUGUACUUGCAGCUGUAAUAUUUCAAAAUUAAUUUAUUUUCAUUCAUCAGUUUCAGAAAGGGCUGAAGAAAAUUUUACUUAACCUGAAAUUGCUUUCAGGUGUAAUCAUAAUUUGAAUUAAUAUCCUAUUUAAUAAUUACAAAUUGUUAAAGGAAUGGUUUAAAAUACUAUACAGAAAAUUUGAACUUUCAGCUGAAAUAAUGUCUGUACAUUCUGUUAAAUGGCUUUAAAAAGAAAACUGUGCAUUACAUUGUGUGAAUAUAUAUAUAUAUAAUUCAUUUUAUAGUAGGGGACCAACAUUAUUCUCUUUUGAGUAAACUUUAGUUAUCAGCAGUUUAGUAACAAAUUAGAUUGCCUCAACAGCAUGUAAUAUGUGUUAAAUAUCUAAUACAUUUUAUCUAAAUGCAAAAAACAGCAAAAAGUGAGGAAAUAAUUAUUAGUUUUUUCGAGAGUUUAGAUAUAAAUUAAUUUCUUAUAUAUACAAACUUGUAUUUUUUAUCUUUUAAAAUAGUAUAAAAAUUAAUAACCUUUCAAAAGUAUAUGUUUGAAUAGAAUUUGCAUAAUUGGAGAAAACCAAUUUAGAAAACAAAAGUAAAAAGAAAUGGGAAAUUUAAAAUAUGAACUGAAGUGGAUACAUUUAUUUAUACAGUGUAUUUAUAAAAAUAUUUUGUAAUAUGAAUACAUUCAAAAGUCGAACAACAAAAAGUUUAAAAAAAAAAAUUUUUUUUUUUGUUGUUGUUUGACUUCUGAAUUAGUAUUUGUUUGGCAUGUAUUGUGUCUUAAUUAUAUAAAUACAUGCUUUUAAAUUUUCGACUAGUCUUUUACAAAUACGCAAUAGUCAGUUCUAAAAUCAUAUCUUUUCCAAGUUUUUUUUUAUAAAUUUUCACUAUUUCACACGUUCUUCGUUUUUGUAAUUUGAAAUGAGAUUGUGAAAUAUUUAAGACUGUAUCAUAUUUACACUCGUAAGAAAUGUACAUUGUAGUUUUAGCUGCUGUGGUAUUUUAUAUUCUAAAAUGUUUCUAGUCAUAGCUUUUGUAUAAUAUUUAUAUUUCUCAUUUUUAUGGUAAACAGAUAAAUGAUAUUGUAAUUCUACUCUUAUAAAUAUUUACGAGUUACGGUAUUAUCAGUUCUUUGCUCUCUUCUAAAAUAUAUAUGGUUGUCUACGGAUGCAUUUGAAAUAUUAGCCAAAUGAGAUUUUUAGAAUUGAAAUAUUUAUUAUUUAUAUAGUCGAGCAGCUUUCUUUUUUACUUGUAUAUAUUUGAAGAAUUUAAUAUAUAUUUUGAGAGAGUAGUAUCUUUUUUAUAUGGUAUUUGAUAUUUUAAUUAUUAACCCUCUGAGUGCCAUGACUGGCUUUAUCUGGCCAUCAGAUUUUUUUGUCACUUGGCAUAUAUUAGCUUAUAAUUUAAGAUAUUGUUCUAUCUUACUUUUUAUUAAUGUAAAUAUCAUCUUCAUGAAUAAGUUUAUGAAAAUAGAGUCUAAAAUAAGUAAUUGUAGAAAUUUCACUAAUAAAUGCUUUUUAAAUACAGGUCUUCAUGAUCCCACUCUGCUCAGAGGGUUAAUAGCAGGAAAGCCAACUUAUUAAAUUUUUAUACACCCAUUACUUUUUAAAACCUCCAUUACCUUGCAGCUCUGUAUCUAUUAUGAAUUUAGACUACAUAGUAUCAAUAGUAAUGUUUUUAUGUUGCUGUUAGUGCUGUAACACUUUUGUGUAACUUUUUUUAAUGCCGCUGUAUGUACUGCAGAAUUUUUUUCACUCAUUGUUGUUGCUGUAUGUACUGCAGAUUUUUUUUCACUUGUUUUUGUUUUAUCUAUGCAAGCAAAUUAUUUCUUAUUUUAGAAUUAUAAUUUGUAUAACAUAAAUAGUCUGUUAUUAAUUGUUCACGUAAUAUAGCCAUUUAAGAUCUGCAUUAUUGGCUGGACAUGUCCCAUCGAGAAAGAUUUUAUACUGUAUAAAUAUUUUUUUUAAAAUAAGGUAGUGUGAAAUACUUAAAAAAAAUAAUAAUAUAAAGAGAUUAAUUAAGUAUGGUUGUUAUAUAAAGUAGUGCCUUUUUAUACUAAAAUAAAAAUUGUUCAUAUCAGAAUUACUUAAUAUUCCUCUUAUAUUUUACUCAUUCCUGUAGAUGGUAUCAUGAAUUUCAUCAGUAUGAUGAGCCAUGAUACUUCCUGUAAUGUUUCCUAAAUGUUUAUUACAUAUUUGAUUUCAUAUCAUGCCAUUUCAGAAAACAUAUUGAUAGCUAGUGUAUAAAAUUCUGUGAUUUCAACUUAGCAGCUAAGGCCAAUACAUUUCUAUAACAAAAAGAGUUCAUGUAAAUUGCAUGUUAGAAUAUUUAGAUUUAAAACUAAAAAGUUUACUUUGAAACAUAUCAGCUGUUUUGAUUAAAGAGCUCUGUUAACAGGAAGGGCAAAUUUUUCUAAAAGCAGAUUUUAUUUUUAGCAUUUUACAAGUUCCUAUUUGCUUCCCUCCAAAAAGCCAGCUGUAGCUGUUUUAAAAUUUUGAAUAUUUACAUAAAUUUUCGUGCAGCUAUUAACUUAAAAGUGUCAAUACAAUUUUUAGGUGUUUACUGGCAGUGCAUACUCAUGCCGAAACCAUCCGUAUGACAAUCUCAUAAAUGUAAAUAUGUAUUUUCUUAUAAUUGUUUUGUGGUUUCUCAUAUUUAUGCUUGUAUAUGAGUGUAACUAGAUGGCGUGAAAUGUAAAAUUAAGUUGCCGAGUGAUUGUUGUACAUGAAGGUUAAUAAAAUGAUUGCUUAGAA